Fraxinus pennsylvanica is the source of this 1953-nucleotide messenger RNA. The record is from the annotation of a GenBank genome assembly. NCBI's taxonomy places the organism in Eukaryota, Viridiplantae, Streptophyta, Magnoliopsida, Lamiales, Oleaceae.
AUGGCUCAUUGGAUCUCUUCCAAGCUCAAAGCUGCUGAAACUCUCCUCCAUCAGAUAGAUCAGCAAGCUGCAGAAUCACUGGGUAAGAAUGAAAAGCCGCGAUCCGAUGAACAAUUUGGUCUUGAAACCUCGCCAAGAACGGCGCAGACUAGGUCGUUGAAUAAGGAGAAGCUCAAAAAGAAGGUGCCAGAAAAUGUCAGUGAGAAACAUGAUUUAAAGAAUAAGAACGUGGCAUCUAGGGGUGAGAUUGGGAGUCAGAGUAGCAUUGGAGCGUUAGGGAUUAGAGGUUUGAAGAAAGAUGGUAAGAAACAGGGGAGAUCGGGCUUGAAGGCACUAGAGGGGAUAAGGACAGAGAAGGAUCGGAAUAAUGGUGUUCUGAAGAGUUCAAGAAAAUCUAAUGUUGAGUUGGAGAAUAACGCAAAUGGUGGUGGUAGUUCGGAUAGUGGGAGGGCAAGUGACGUUGGAGGUGUGAUGCCAAGAAAUUCGAUUACUGAGUUGCAGAGUGAUGGAGGUGAAUCAGUUCGAGAGGACACGAGUGAUGCAUUUGUACCUGAUAACAAGAAUGAGGCAAAUAAAGGAAAAAAUGAAGAGGUGAAUGGCAUUGGAGAUGGAGAAAAUCUACGUCCUACAGAUGGUUUGACAAAUGACAAUUGUCCCAUGGAGAUGGUCCCGGCUUCUCUUGAUAGGAAAUCAGAUAUGAAGUUUCAAUUAAAGGAUGGCGAGAGGUUUAAGAGCGCAAUGUUAAAGAACAAUAAGACGAAAGUAGUUUCCAGAAGUUCAAGUUCUAUGAAGAAGGGUUCUUCCCUAAGUAAUGGUGAGUCUGAUUCUGAGACAGAUUCAACUUCGUCUUCAGAUUCAGAGAGAGAACGAGAGAGGGCAGAAAGAAUAAAGAGAAGGCAGCAGGUUCUGGCAGAAAAGGCAGCUGCCAAAACAGCUGAGGCUAUCAAAGAUCGAGAGAAUCAGGUUGCUAAAUUGCAAGGGGAGAAACAGAGUUUAGAGAAAAUACUUGAAGAGCAUGCCAAACAGCAAGUACAAGAGGCUUCAGAAUUGCAGACAACAGUGAUGGAGAUUAUGGAAGCUGCUGAUUUAGAGAAGCAGAAACAUAAUAAUACUCGAAUGGAAGCACUUGUGAGAUUGUCAAAACUUGAGACUGUGAAUGCUUACCUUGCUAGGUCUCUUGCUGCUGCACAGAAAAAUCUUGAAGUAGAGGUUGAUCUUAUCGCUGAAUUUCGUCAAAAGAUUCAGUUGAAAGAAGGAACUCAUGAAGAAUUGAGAAGGAAAAUAUCAGCUAUGAGCCAAAAUGGGGACAACCUGGUAGCUUCAAAAGGUGUCGAAUUUGAAAAGAAGAUGCUUGAAGCAGAGUAUUCCUCUGUAACUGAUAAAGUGCAACACUUGCAAGAAAAGACAAAGACACUGGAAACAAACAUGGAAACAACCCAAAUGGAAAUCGAGAAUCCAACUGCAGUGGAAAUUCAGCUCAGGCAAAGGCUUGAUCAGUUGACUGACCAUUUGAUUCAGAAGCAAGCACAGGUUGAGGCACUAUCCUCAGAGAAGGCUACGCUGCUUUUCAGAAUUGAGGCAGUUUCAAGGUUACUGGAUGGAAACAAGUCGAUUAUGGAUUCAGCUGAUUUUCCCAGUACCUCUUCAAGAGAAGAUCUAGAAUCCGGUGUGUGGGAACACGCUAAUUCGAAGUUCAGGCCUUCAUUUAAACAGAAAAUUCGAUCCGGGCAGCAACAUUUGGGAUUAUUGAUUCGACAGUUGGAUUUAAUCUUUUCUUCUGGUGUCAUCUUUUUAAGAAGGAACACAACUGCUAGGAUUUGGUCCGCUGUCUACUUUAUAUGCCUUCAUUUAUGGGUGUUGUACAUUCUAAUAUCCCAUUCUCCAGUCUCAGAUGAUAGUAAAUCUGGUGCUGUUGUUUCCCUGGAGAAUAUCAACAAUACUGGAGGUGUCUAA